AUGAAUUCUUUAAAAAAAAAGAAGCAAAAUAUCCUUUGGGGGAAAAAAUGGAGAAAUCUAAUACAACAAAAAGCGAUAAAGGACGAAAUGAAUAAGCAACUGAAAGUAUCUCUAGAAAAACAAAAACAAGAAGAAGAAGAAAAAGAAUGCACCUUUAAGCCACAAACAUUGUGGAAUCAAAGUUUUAAAAAAACAAUUUCAUUUGUUGAUGAAUUUUUUGUUAAAUUGAAGCCAUAUAUUGAGCAACAACAAAUGUAUUUAAAUCACUUGAAGGAGCUUGAGGUAGAUGAUCAAAUAUUUGCCGAAAAAAUUAAGGAGGAACUGAGAUUAAUGCUUUCAAAAGCAAUCGAUAAAGAAAUAAUGGAAACAAUAAUUGAGGGAUAUAAAGGUAUAAGAACUAGAGGAAUGAAUAAAAUGAAAAGAGAAAAAUUAGAUAUUCUAUCAAAAAUGAUCAAACUUGAAAGGGAAUAUAAUUGUUUUAUGGCUAAAGAAAAUGUAGAUAAAAAAGAUUUGGAAGAAUGUGGAUUUGAUUGUGAUUUGGCAGCAAAGUUAAGAAACGAUAUUCUUAAAGAUUCUUUAUGUCCUAAUUCGUUAAGAGAUUUUGCAAAAAUUAGACAAGAAAUUAAUAAAGUUUUAGAAGAAGAAUUGCGAAUAAGAGAAAAUGAAAAAAAUUCUGUAGAGGAAGAUGUGAAUUCUAAUGAAAACAUAUUUUCAUACAUGGACAAAAAUGAAUUAUUAUAUGAUAAUGAAGAAUUAAAUAAUUCGUUAAAUAUUUCAAGUAAUGGAAAAAAUGGAAAAAAUGGAAAAAAUGGAAAAAAUGGAAAAAAUGGAAAAAAUGGAAAAAAUGGAAAAAAUGUUAAUGAUAAUGCAGACAAAAUAGAUGGAUAUGAACAAGGUCAUUACAGCUUUAUAAAUACAAAUAACGAAAUAGAAACAAAAGAUAAUCACAAUAAUAAUCACAAUAAUAAUCACAAUAAUAGUCAUAAUAAUAGUCAUAAUAACAGUCACGAUAAUAGUCAUAAUAACAGUCAUAAUAAUAAUAUGGUUUAUAUGCAUAAUGAAUACUGCUUAAAUGAACAAGAACAAACAAUUAAUAAUUUACAAACUGAAUAUAAAAAUGGACAUAAUAAAGUUAACCAUUCAGGAAAUGAACAUGCCCAAAUGCAUUAUAAAAAUAAUAUACACAAUUUUCCACAUAUAUCUAACAACAAUCUUAUCAAUAAUGAAGGAAACGAACUAAAACGCGAAGCUGUGAAUAAACAUGUUAUGAAUAGUUCAGGAAAUAUGAAAAUUCAAAAUGGUCAAAAUUGUCAAAAUAGCCAAAAUGGUCAAAAUGGUCAAAAUGGUCAAAAUGGUCAAAAUGAGCAAAAUGGUCAAAAUGGUCAAAAUGAGCAAAAUAGCCAAAAUAGUGAUUGGAAUAAAAAUUAUGGAAUGCAUACAAAAAAUGUCUAUCUUAAUGAAAAUUACAUGAACAUGUUAAAUAUAAGAAAUGGAAAUGAACAUUUAUCAACUUUGAAAAGAGAUCCAAAUUUAAUGAAUGUUAUAAUAACAAAAAAUAAUGGUAUAAAUGAUAUAAAUCAAAAUCAUAUGAAAUAUACAGAUAAUAAUUAUUUUGGACAAAUUAAUAAAAUAAAAUAUGGAAGUAAAUAUCCAGGAUAUAUAAAUGAAAAUGAAAAACGUGUGGAAGAGAAUAAUAAUAUAGAUCAAAUACAAAAAAAUAAAUUUGUGAAUAAAAAUUACAAUCCUGUUUCAUUUAAUUUUAACCAAUAUCCAAAUGUUACCCAAAAUAAAAAUCUGAUAAAAAGCAAGCAAAUGUAUAUACCUCAAAAUGAGCAGUAUAAAAAUGAACAGUAUAAAAAUGAUCAGUUUAAGAAUGAACAGUAUAAAAAUGAACAGUAUAAGAGUGCCCAGUUUAAAAAUGAGCAGUUUAAGAAUGAGCAGUAUAAAAAUGAACAGUAUAAAAAUGAGCAGUAUAAAAAUGAGCAGUAUAAAAAUGAACAGUAUAAGAGUGCCCAAUUUAAGAGUGACCAACUUAAGAGUACGCGAUAUAUAGACAAGAAUCUAUAUAGCAUUAAAAAUGUUAACAAAUUUUACGAUUUCUAUAAUGAAAAAUUGAAUAACAUUAAAGGGGGUAGUGCAAACAUUCCAAACUCUGAUAAAAUAAUGCACGGGUUAGAUAAUUAUUAUACAAAUCAUCAAAAUAUGAAUCAAAAAAAUAAAGUAGUGUUGUCCAAUUUGAAUGAAAAUAGUACCUUACCAGAUAAUAGAUAUUUCAGGAAAAAUGAUUUUGAUAUUAAAAAACAAACAAUAUUUCCAAAUUUUCAUUACAAAAAUAAUUAA
Messenger RNA from Plasmodium yoelii, 2340 nucleotides. RefSeq names its product conserved protein, unknown function. NCBI's taxonomy places the organism in Eukaryota, Apicomplexa, Aconoidasida, Haemosporida, Plasmodiidae. The transcript is spliced from 6 exons. Bases 1 to 2340 code for a protein of 779 amino acids. The record is from RefSeq and is a predicted model, not a curated record.